AUGAAGGUUAUCUUUUUCAAGGCCCGAGCCGCGGAUCGAACGCGGGACCUCUCGCAGAUAUGCUUGGUCACUAGUCAUAGUCUCGAUAAGCCUCGCAGCUUCUUCAGAUUAAGCCACGGCAGCUCUUAUCCGGUCAGCUCGCCAGACCAAUCCGAGUGCUCACUACAGGGAUCUUCUCAAGCCCACCGUUGCCCCUCUUGGGUUCACCGUUCGGGACUUGCACCUCUCCCUCCGAGCGAGGAGUGUCGUUACUCUUUUGCUCCUGCAACCCGGAGCCAGAAGGCUGCAGACCGCGUGGGUCCGGUCAAGACCCGAAGCCGCAGUGGCUGUAAAGAAUGCCGCGCCAGUCGAGUCCGCUGCGAUCUGAAGAAGCCGAUCUGCACCAGAUGUCUUGAGAAGGGCUUAGUAUGCUCGACCCAACUCGUUCUCAAGUGGGAGUCCGAGUUCGUUAGCCGCGGCUUGGCUUUUGGUAGAGCCGGCGUUUGGAGUAAGGCUCGGGCUGCCGGCGGACUUCCUCCUCCUCCUGGAAAGUCUUCGGCUGCGUUCCUCCUUCGCGAUCAUAAAUGGUGUCCUAUUCCGCUUAUCGAGUCCUGGGGGUUUGUCAAUAGUGGGGUGUCGACUUUCGAACAGCCUUAUGAGGUUAAUGUUGCUUGUGAUGAGCUGAAUGCCCUCGUUGUCCGGGACAAGGGGAAGAGCCCGGCGCUCGGGCUGGAUGACCUGUUGGAUGAGAAUGCAGACUGGUCUUUAUCACCAUCGUCGUUGUCGUCUCCAUCCUCGAUACGUGAGCUCUCCGACUACUGCUCGCCUGUCCCACUUGUCUCCCCGCACCUGGCCCCGCCUUUGUCGAUGUUCCCCAGUCUAUCGGACUCCAAUCAGGGUCGCCUCUUUGAUUACUAUCUCCAACAAGUGUGUCCCCGGACCACCGCUAGCUCGAAGCUAUCUUCCCCUUUCGCCUCCAUCAUCCUUCCCUUCUGCAUGUCCGCAUCUCCAAUUCUUUUCAAAGCCAUUCAAGCUCUCGGAGCAUGUCACUGGUCCCGCUUCGACUCAACUUACAGCGUGAUUGGGCUCCGCCUCAAGUCCGAAGCCCUACGGGGCCUCCGCUAUCGCCUCUCAACCGAAGGCUCACUCCUCUGCUCCGCAGACCCCGAGGUCCUGGCAAUCAUGAUGAUGCUAUGCCUCUAUGAGAUUGUCGACAACUGCGACCAACGCUGGACAAUUCACCUGAAAGGUGCCAAAGAAUUGAUCCGGAUCCGUAGACAACAACAACAACUAACUCCCUCCCGUCCUCGCCAAUCCCUCGACCCCGUCUCGGCCUUUGCCGAGCUCUUCUUCGCUUUCCAAGACGUCAUGGGACGCACCGCCUGCGGCGAAGAAGUCCUAUUCGGAACAGACUACUGGCAAGAAAACAACCGCCACAUUGACCUCUGGAUGGGCUGUAGCCCGGAGCUAGUCUCCAUCCUCUCCUCAAUCACCGAAUUGAGCCGAACAAGACGCCAACUGACAUCUGAAGCUGCUCGCAAAGCAUUCUCCCACCGCGCCGCCUCUCUAGGCCGCAGACUCGAGAACCUCGUCCAGGAAACAACCGACGAUGACGACAAUAGCGACGACGGAAGCCUCCGCUCCGCCGCUGAACUGAAACGCCUAGCAGCCGUGCUAUACCUUCACUGCGCACUAUACGGCGCAUCACCCUCCACACCCCUGGUAAUCGGCUACGUCCGACGCAUUCUGCGCCUCGUAUCUCACCUGCUUGACUCUGGCCCCCUCGUCAGCAUGACCUGGCCUGUCUUCGUAGCGGCCGUUGAGCUGGACCCGCUUCAUGAUGAAGUCUGGCGCGAUGAUACCGGCGAGAGCGUGGUAUAUGGCCGGCCGUUGGUGUUGCGUGCGUUGGCAGCUAUGGCUGAGUCGAGUGUUUCGAACGUGGCAAGGACGAGAGCUGUCAUCGUGAAGAUAUGGCAGGCCAGGGAUAGUGAUAUGCUGAAGGGCUCGCCGGUGGAUGCAGCGGAUGAUAGUGUUGCGGGGUGUAAUGAUUGGGAAUGGUAUGUUGCGCCGAUUAGUACGGCGAUGAGUUUGGCUUGAGGCGCCUUGCUGGAAAAAUGAGGAAGUGUUGGAUGCACGGGUCACCCCUGACAUAUGCCAUGCAGCUGCGGUGGACAGGAAAAAGAGGACAUAGCGCUUUGUUUUGAUUACUUGAAUGACUAUAUGACUUGGAAGGUUUUUGUAGAAUUAGG
Molecule: messenger RNA, 2228 nt
Organism: Aspergillus costaricaensis CBS 115574
Lineage: Eukaryota; Fungi; Ascomycota; Eurotiomycetes; Eurotiales; Aspergillaceae
Product: Zn(II)2Cys6 transcription factor
Exons: 4
Coding region: 1-2076 (691 amino acids)
Biological process (GO): positive regulation of transcription by RNA polymerase II
Cellular component (GO): nucleus
Molecular function (GO): zinc ion binding; DNA-binding transcription factor activity, RNA polymerase II-specific; transcription cis-regulatory region binding
Source: RefSeq, a predicted model, not a curated record